GCCGUGAAGGAAACUGCUUCCCGAUCUUAGAGCGAGAGAGUGUAAACUUUGAGGUUAGAGAGAGAGUGAGAAGAAAACCUUAGAGGUUAGAGAGAGAGAGAGAGAGAGAGAGAGAGAUGUCUGGAAGAGGGAAGGGAGGAAAGGGGUUGGGAAAGGGCGGAGCAAAGAGGCACAGGAAGGUUCUGAGAGACAACAUUCAGGGCAUCACUAAGCCUGCAAUUCGUCGCUUGGCUCGAAGGGGUGGAGUUAAGAGGAUCAGUGGCUUGAUUUAUGAGGAAACCAGAGGAGUCUUGAAGAUCUUCCUUGAAAAUGUCAUCAGAGAUGCCGUCACUUACACAGAGCACGCAAGGAGGAAGACUGUGACCGCCAUGGAUGUGGUCUAUGCUCUCAAGAGGCAGGGGAGAACCCUCUAUGGUUUUGGCGGUUAAUACUCUACUUUCAGCAGAGCUUUAUCCCUCUCAACUUCUCUCUUUUUCUUCCAUCGUUCUCUAUCUGGAAAAUGGAAUCCCUUGACUCUUUUUGUUUCUGUUAACCUCGUCCUUUCUCUUGGAUCUUCUUGCUGCAGAUGCUUGAUCUCUUCAUGUUAUAAGGUUUCUUCUUCUUUCGCUUCUUUUUGUUCUACUCUCUGGUUUUCGAUCGAAUGUAAAUUAUGUUAAAGGAAAUUUAGAAUGGAUGAAUGGAUCAUUAUGUGCGAUGUUUUGUUUCA
Molecule: messenger RNA, 706 nt
Organism: Amborella trichopoda
Lineage: Eukaryota; Viridiplantae; Streptophyta; Magnoliopsida; Amborellales; Amborellaceae
Product: histone H4
Cellular component (GO): nucleosome
Molecular function (GO): DNA binding; protein heterodimerization activity; structural constituent of chromatin
Source: RefSeq, a predicted model, not a curated record